Molecule: messenger RNA, 809 nt
Organism: Syzygium oleosum
Lineage: Eukaryota; Viridiplantae; Streptophyta; Magnoliopsida; Myrtales; Myrtaceae
Product: cytochrome c oxidase copper chaperone 2
Exons: 2
Coding region: 194-436 (80 amino acids)
Cellular component (GO): mitochondrial intermembrane space
Molecular function (GO): copper ion binding; copper chaperone activity
Source: RefSeq, a predicted model, not a curated record
CUUCAAUGGUAGUCUGAUUGCUGUUCGAGACGAUCGUUUGCUCAAUUCGUUGUUUAAUUAUCCCCGGGUCAUCUCUAUUCUUCGGCUGCCGGGCCCUCGGCGAUUUCCUCCGCACGCCAAAGUCUUUGCCCUUUGUUUUGCUCGCGUUUGAUUUGGCUCGCCUCGGGAGGCAUAGUCUCCAAGUGUACUGAGGAUGGGAGGUUUUCCUUUGGAAAAUGGCCCCUCAGCCAUGGCUUUGCCAGGUUCACAGCAAACCCAAGUUUCUGCUGUAAAAACAACUGCACCCGAGUCAAAGCCAAAAAAGAAGAUCUGUUGCGCUUGCCCUGACACGAAGAAGCUGAGAGAUGAGUGCAUCGUACAGCAUGGUGAAGAUGCUUGCAAAAAAUGGAUUGAGGCUCAUCUAACAUGCCUCCGUGCAGAGGGAUUCAAUGUUUGAGUUCAACUGAGAUGGGAUUUGAACUGACAACAAGUUGAGAUACAUUUAGCUGAUAGAGACUACAUACUGGGACGGUUUUACUGAGAUCGGAUUUAAAAAAUAAGUGAGAAGACAGCAUUUUGCUGGAGUUUUGAAUUGAUACAUUAACACGACCCAUGCCUUUUCUUUUUGUUCUCGAAUGAUGAAUGUGUAACCGAUUAUGGUGAUUAUACCUUUCUUUGAGACAGAGGCUCUGAUUCGAUUUUCUUUAGUGGAGUGAUUUCACUCUCACCCAUCCACAGUUGGGUUGGUCGUUUCAUCUAUGACAAUUUGUGUUCAUAAGCAGAGAUGUUUCUGACACUUGGAAGUAACACUUUUGUUGAUAGUUUUUUUA